CUCUCAUAUAAGUUGUCUUAUUUUUGCCAUCGCUUUCUCCAUCUCGCAUCCACAAUGUCAGAAUCAACUUUUGCCGUUGAUCCGCGACCACCGCGAAAACGUCAGCGUGCCCGCAAAGCCUGCCUCCCAUGCCGCCAACGCAAAAGGAAAUGCGACGUCCAAUUCCCAUGUUCCGCAUGUUCGACAUACGGUUACCAAUGUCAAUACCCCGCCGACGAUGGCCCUUCAGCCCCGUUCGUCGGCAAGUCACAUGCCUCUCACGUGUCCCCGAAUUCGACGGCCUCUCCGUUCGGAAGUAGUCCCACGAAAGCAGCAAGAAUAGCGAGAUUAGAGCGUGAUGAGACUCCGGAAUCGCCGGAAUCAGCUGUCGAUCAUCAAGGGAUUCUGGAUCCGGUGAAGACGAGGUAUAUGGGUCUUCAUUCCGUGAUGGCAUUCCCGAGGAAUCUAGGGUUGGAAUUCCAAUCAGCGAAUCCUCCGCGGGUGCACUCUUUCGCAUGGAAUUGUGGUAUCAGGAAAGAAGACGAUGGAAGCAACCAUACCAACUUAAAGGAUUUGAUUUCGAGAGAGAAUUUCGAGCUUUACCAAAGAGUAUACUUUGAAGCCGUGCAUCCGAUGUUUGGGAUACUGGACAAACAAAUAUUUUCACGAAAUGCUGAUCAGUUCUGGAGUGAAACCGGUGGCCAUUCCGCUUUUGAGGCGAUUCUUGCUGGCGUUGUUGCUUUGGGGUCUUUCUUUUCUGCUACUCUGGGACAUCCAAGGGAGUUGGAGAUUGUACAGCAUGCCAAGAAUAUCCUCGAGGAUCCAGUGAUAAGUCGACGGGUUUCCAUCGAUCAAGUAUCUGCGUGGAUACUCAGGACACUGUAUUUGAGGUUAACGACUAGGCCUCACAUGGCCUGGCUUGCUAGCAAUAUUGCCAUGCAUCUGGCGGAAGCAACAGGUAUCCAUCACGAGAUGGAUGCAGUGGUGUUGACGACGGACUCCUCAUCACAAAUUGUACCAAAUCAAAGCGGAUGCGAACAGGCCCGUCGAUUAUUCUGGUGUGCUUGGAUGAUCAAUUCUAUGAUUUCAUAUGAAUAUGGACGGUCCAGCUCAUCUCUCAAUAACAUCACUUGCCGACAACCUACAUCAAGCAAGGGCGAUUACACGGCACUCUUAAUCUCAGUGGCUCAGCUAGUUCCACGAGAAUCAUUGGAUGCAGGCCCUGAUCUCCACCAUACUCUUCCACAGAUCCAACAAAUACCCGACGAGCACCCCUUCAUCUCAAUGUCCAAGGCAGAUCUCUGCAUGUCUCUUUACCGACACCACCGUCUACUCAAACAGCCCAUCGACAAGAAAGAAAUAUUGCUGAUCAUCAGCAUUGGCAAUACCGCCACGGAAGCGGCGUGUAAACUUGCACAGGAGAACAAGUUCUGGUGGAAUGUCCUGUGCACCGUCUUCCAAUAUGCCUGUGUUCUCCUGGCAAUCGACACCCUAGACAGUCUUGCCCAAGUUCAAAAUGCAAUGUGCACGCUCGAGAAUAUUGCUGCGCAGCUACAAAAUCAUGUCUCGACUGAAGCUGUGAACACAUUGAGGAUUCUGUUGAGGGACUCGAUGAAGAAGAAACGGCAGGAGGUACAGCUGCUUGAAGCGGCGGAUUCGGAUCUUGGUGCGAAUACGAGCAAUGAGUUGGGAGAUAUGGAAAAUGUGGAUAUCAAUUGGGAUGCUUUACUAGACCCGUGGUAUGUUCCGACCUUGUUGCCACAGCAGUUCCAGAUUGGCGCUGAAGAUCGUGGGAUCUUUCCCUCGAUGUGAGACUGGAGUCUGGAUACUGCUUGGCAGUCUUUGUAUCACAACGUCGACAUUAAACACCUUCAUUCAAGACUGAAAAUACAGAAGGUUUACUUACGGAUAGUCAGCAGGAUCAAUCUCCAAGUUGUGCUUUUUAUUUGGCCAUCUGUACACUCAAUUCACAAGCGCGACUUUCUUUUCCAUUGCUGGAGUUGCAUGCAAGGCUUACUCGAAGCAAUCUCAAUUAAGUCCUCAAACAAGCCUCAUCCUUUUUAACUGCAUUAAGGCCGAGAAUAAACCUCCUCUCAAACUUGAUCUCGUUAUCUCUGAAGUGUCUGCAGUAUUCCCGAGCCCUCAUUGCAUCCUCUUCUUCACAGCCAAAACACGAGAAAGUAUCUCGUACUAUCAGCCCUUACACACACUUUCUAGCGAUUGAAGAGUCUCUCCAUGGUUUCUUGGCUUAUACCGCUGACUGGGACUUCUGCUGCGCUGAUGAAAAUGUAGUGCGAAC
Molecule: messenger RNA, 2278 nt
Organism: Hyaloscypha bicolor E
Lineage: Eukaryota; Fungi; Ascomycota; Leotiomycetes; Helotiales; Hyaloscyphaceae
Exons: 2
Coding region: 55-1791 (578 amino acids)
Biological process (GO): response to xenobiotic stimulus; DNA-templated transcription; regulation of DNA-templated transcription
Molecular function (GO): zinc ion binding; DNA-binding transcription factor activity, RNA polymerase II-specific; DNA binding
Source: RefSeq, a predicted model, not a curated record